Molecule: messenger RNA, 1183 nt
Organism: Atta colombica
Lineage: Eukaryota; Metazoa; Arthropoda; Insecta; Hymenoptera; Formicidae
Product: lanC-like protein 2
Exons: 9
Coding region: 1-1155 (384 amino acids)
Biological process (GO): peptide modification; carbohydrate metabolic process
Cellular component (GO): plasma membrane
Source: RefSeq, a predicted model, not a curated record
AUGCCUGAUCUGCUUCUUGUUUGUAUUCAUGAUGCAUUUAAGUCAUUAUUAACAUCAAAAAUUAAGAAUUUUAUAGAAGUAUUGAAAAAAAAUAAAAGAAAAUGGCUCGACAGCGGUGACUAUUCUGUAUACACCGGACAAGCAGGAAUUGCAUGUACAUUAUAUCAUUAUGGAAAAUAUUAUAAUGAUUCUGAGAAUACUAAUAUGGCAGCAGAAAUAUUACAAAGAUGUGCUACAGAAUUUAAAAGCCGACGUGAAGUCACAUUUCUGACUGGAAUUGUAGGUCCAUUAGCAUUAACAGCAGUUAUGCUACAUUCACAACAAAAGAGAGAACAAGCAGAACAAUUAAUUCUUAAAUUAAAAUCUUUAUCUACUUAUGUUUUGGAUAAACGUAGUGGUGUCCCUGAUGAAUUAUUAUACGGAAGAGCUGGAUAUUUAUUUGGUUUACUUUAUUUAAAUUCAAAUAUACUUCCAGCUCCUAUAGAAGCAGAUCUUAUCAAACAGGUUGUUUCUUGUAUAAUUAAUUCUGGAAUAUCAUAUGCUACGUCAAAUCGUAGCCAAUCACCUUUAAUGUAUUCUUGGCAUGAUACAGAAUAUAUUGGAGCUGCUCAUGGAUUAGCAGGCAUAUUGUAUUUGCUCUUGCAGGCACGACAAUAUUUAACGCAGGUCCAGAUCGAUGAUUACAUUAAACCAUCUCUGUAUUAUCUCCAAAAAUUGCAAUUUUCUUCUGGAAAUUUUCCUUCUUCAAUUGGCAAUUUUUCUGAUAAAUUAGUACAUUGGUGUCAUGGAGCACCUGGAAUGUGUGCAUUAUUUUGUUUGGCUUAUAAGGUGUUUGAAGACAAUACAUUUCUAGAGACUGCAAUACAAUGUGGAGAAGUAACAUGGGAACGAGGACUACUAAAAAAAGGAUAUAGUAUUUGUCAUGGUGUUGCUGGAAAUGGUUAUACUUUUAUACAUUUAUUUCAGCAUACAAAGAAUAUCAAAUACUUAUAUCGGGCUUGUAAGUUUGCUGAAUGGUGUUUUGAUUAUGGAUUACAUCAAAAUCGAUCUCCUGAUAGACCUUUUUCUUUAUUCGAAGGUCUUGCUGGUGUUAUUUAUUUUUUAUUAGAUAUGCAACAAUUACAUUUAGCUAAAUUUCCAAUGUAUGAUAUUUAAAUAAAAAUAUAAUUAUUUAAACAGUCAA